GAAGAGAGCAGCACCUGUCGGAGUGAGACUCACAGCAGAGUGAAGGACUGCACUGCUCCACGUCACAGGAAAACAUGCAGAGCCCUCAGACCCCAGGCCAGGCGCUCUCUGAGGACCAGUUCAGCUGCUCCAUCUGUCUGGAGGUGUUCGUGGAGCCCGUCACCACGCCAUGCGGCCACAGCUUCUGCAAGGCCUGCCUGCUGGGCUACUGGACGCACAGCAAGAAGUUCACGUGCCCCAUGUGCAAGAAGAGCUACAGCAGACGACCCGAGAUGAGCGUCAACAGGGUCCUGGCCGAAAUCUCCUCCCAGUUCCAGGGGCUGAUGCUGGCCGGAGGAACUGGAGGAGCUGGAGGAGGAUCGCGGGGAUCCACCCUGAAUCUGAGCUCAGAUACGAGCCACGGCAGCCCCAGCACCACGGACAACGGGGAGUUUGCCCGGGCGGGGGAGGUUCCCUGCGACGCCUGCAUCGGGAGGAAGGUGAAGGCUCUCAAAUCGUGUUUGAACUGUCCUGGAUCGUUCUGCGAAGUCCACCUCAGACAUCAUAAAAAGGUGAAGUCUCUGACGUCUCACCGUCUGAUCGAACCCACUUUCCACCUGGAGGAGAAGAUCUGCAAGAAACACGAGCGUCUCCUGGAGAUCUACUGCCGCAGCGACCACACCUGCAUCUGCACGGCCUGCGCAGAGGCCUCGCACAAAUCACACGACCUCGUCUCCGCCGAGCACGAGUGGAAGAAGAAGAUGAGUAAUCUGGGAAAGAAGAGGUCGGAGCUCAAACAUUUGAUCAAGGAGAGAACCAAGAAACUGGACGAAAUCAAACAAUCCAUCAAGGUCAUCAAGGCCAGCUCUCAGAAGGAGUUGGAGGAGAGCUGGCAGGUGUACGCUGAGCUGCAGCGCCUGGUGGAGCAGAGUCAGGCGGAGUUGGUGGAGCUGAUCGCCAAGAGGCAGCGCGAGGGCGAGCGCCACGCGCAGGAGCUGGCCCGAGGUCUGGAGAACGAGCUGAGCCAGCUGAGGAGCCGCAGCAACGAGCUGGAGGCGUACGCUCACACCCAGGACAAAGUGCUCUUCCUGCAGAACCUGGCGACGCUGACACCCUCACCCGAGCCCACCGAUUGGUCGGCGGUCAGCAUCAACACUGACCUCUACCUAGGAACCAUCCGCUCCUCCGUCAGCGGCCUCGUGGAUAAAUUCCACGAGGAGCUCAAGAGACUGUACGGGAAAGAGCUCCGGAAGGUACAGAACUAUUCAAGUGAGGUGAUUUUAGACCCUGCCACGGCCCAGAGGAACCUGGCUGUGUCCGAAGACGGCCGCCAGGUGAGAUACGAAGAGCGUAAGUCCUCCCACACCGAGGGUCCCAAGCGCUUCAGCCCCGCCCUCUUCGUCCUGGGUCGAGAAGGCCUCACCUCCGGGCGCCACUACUGGGAGGUGGACAUGGGGCGCAAGACGGCCUGGACGCUCGGCAUGGCCAGCGCCUCGGCCCGACGCAAGGGGGAGAUCAAGCUGAGUCCCGAGGGGGGGUUCUGGUGCCUGUGGCUGAAGAACGGGGAGGUGAAGGCUUUGGCUUCGUCCCGCCUCCCUCUGCUGCUGCCGUCCCAGCCCAGUAAGGUGGGAAUCUUCCUGGAUUACGAAGGGGGCCAGAUUUGCUUCUACGACGUGAAGACGCGUCUGCAUCUCUACACGUUCGUGGAUACCUUCAACGAGAGUCUGUACCCGAUCUUCAGCCCCUGCCUCACCCAGGAGGGGAAGAACUCUGCGCCUCUCAUGAUAAGCUCUGUUAAACACACCUGAGAUCAAUUCAACAGGUUAAGUGCCCAUACUUUUUAUCGCACUUUAUCUCGAUCAUCUUAAUAACAAAGCCUCAAAGCAAGACAUUUUUCAUGUCAAAACUACCCAGUACAACAUUUUCUCAUAGUAUGGGCACGUUAUUGCAUUAGUUUAAGCUAAAUUAGGCUCAAUACAGAUAUUUUAAGGGACAAUGACUAACAGAGUGACUGUUUCAAAGUAAUACAACCAAAGCAUUGUGAAUGUUUGGUGUGUUUGGAUCCCAGGAAACCAAAAUGUAAGAGAUGUAUUUACAAUUUGGUUAUUUCAAAGUUACAAAUUGUUGCCUCAUCCUGUAUACCCUUAUCUUAAAGUGGACCUAUUAUGCUAUAUUUGAAAAAUAUAUUUUAGGGCCAUACCUAUACAAAACAUGUCUGUGAAGUUUUUUGCUUUAAAUACC
This is a messenger RNA of Trematomus bernacchii (emerald rockcod), 2220 nucleotides long. Its product is annotated as E3 ubiquitin-protein ligase TRIM39-like. Bases 75 to 1787 code for a protein of 570 amino acids. The record is from RefSeq and is a predicted model, not a curated record. Gene Ontology annotation, molecular function: protein binding; zinc ion binding. The transcript has 8 exons. NCBI's taxonomy places the organism in Eukaryota, Metazoa, Chordata, Actinopteri, Perciformes, Nototheniidae.